This is a messenger RNA of Juglans microcarpa x Juglans regia, 1699 nucleotides long. RefSeq names its product probable glucuronosyltransferase Os01g0926400. The transcript is spliced from 8 exons. The record is from RefSeq and is a predicted model, not a curated record. Gene Ontology annotation, molecular function: glycosyltransferase activity. NCBI's taxonomy places the organism in Eukaryota, Viridiplantae, Streptophyta, Magnoliopsida, Fagales, Juglandaceae. The coding region runs from base 75 to 1454 and encodes 459 amino acids.
GUCGUCCCUUUUCAUCUCCCUUACCUCCAUUUAUUAUCCCUCCCUUCAGAGUUCACAUUGAACUGUGCAGAGAAAUGGGGAGCAUUGGCAACAGAGGCAGGCCAGUGGCAGCCCACCAGACCCCUGUCUGCACUCGUACCCACCAGAUUGGAUCCCUCCUCCUAGUCUUCGCCACCUUCUUCCUCACCCGCCUCCUCGACCGCUCCUUUCCUCCCUGCCCGAACUUCUCCUCCGAUCGCUUCCCGACGACGUCCCAGAACCACGUCGGCUUCUCCGGCCACGGCGGGUCCCUCUCCUGGCCAGACAGAGGCUACGGGUCCCGCAUCUCCCUCAAGAUCUACGUCUACGAGGAGGACGAGAUCGAUGGACUGAAGUCACUCAUGUAUGGAAGAGACGGUACUAUCACCGCCCAGGCUUGCUUGAAGGGCCAGUGGGGCACUCAGGUUAAAGUACAUAAGCUGCUUCUGAAGUCGAGUUAUAGGACAAGAAAGAAAGAGGAAGCGGAUCUGUUCUUUGUGCCGGCGUACGCUAAAUGUGUUCGGAUGAUGGGUGGUCUUAAUGAUAAAGAGAUUGACCAGACCUAUGUUAAGGUCAUUAGUCAAAUGCCAUAUUUCAGGCGAUCUGGAGGCCGUGACCACAUUUUUAUUUUCCCAAGUGGUGCUGGAGCUCACUUGUUUAAAUCUUGGGCUACCUACAUAAAUCGUUCCAUUAUUCUCACCCCUGAGGGGGACCGGACUGAUAAGAAAGACACAAGUUCUUUCAAUACGUGGAAAGAUCUCAUAAUUCCUGGAAACGUUGAUGAUAGGAUGACUAAGACCGGGGAUACCCUUGUCCAACCUUUGCCUCUAUCGAAGCGGAAGUAUUUGGCAAACUAUUUAGGUCGUGCACAAGGAAAGGUUGGCCGCCUUCAGUUAAUUGAGCUUGCCAAGCACUUCCCAGACAAGUUGGAAUCUCCAGAGCUGAAGUUCAGUGGCCCUGACAAAUUGGGAAGGAUUGAGUAUUUUGAACACCUUCGUAAUGCAAAGUUCUGCCUUGCUCCUCGUGGGGAGUCUUCAUGGUCUCUUCGAUAUUAUGAGUCUUACUUUGUGGAGUGUGUCCCAGUGAUCUUAUCCGAUCAAAUAGAAUUGCCUUUUCAGAACGUUAUUGACUACAGCCGGAUAUCAAUCAAAUGGCCAUCCACUCAAAUUGGUCCCCAACUUUUGGACUACCUAGACUCUAUACCAGAUGAAGACAUAGAGAGGAUGAUUGCCCGUGGCAGACAAAUGAGGUGCAUGUGGGUUUAUGCUCCUGAAUCAGAGUCAUGUUCAGCAAUGCAUGGGAUUUUGUGGGAACUUCAGAGGAAAGUUCGGCAAUUUCAUCAGUCGGCUGAGACAUUCUGGCUGCACAAUGGAUCUAUAGUAAACAGAAACUUGGUUGAAUUCUCUAAAUGGAAACCUCCCAUCCCUUUGCCUUGAUCAUGGCUGGAGAUGAUCCCUUUGUUUGCCAGUAAUUUUUUUUUUUUUUAAACCAUACCUCAAUUUUAUUUGCUGUUUACUCUCAAGUCACCAUGACUUUCUCAGCCUAGAAGAAUUUCUCCAGAACCAAACCCCCCCCCCCCCCCCUCUCUCUUUCUCUCUCCUUUUCUUUUCUCUAGUCAGUUUAUGUAUAGACCCAUGGAUGUGUUAUCUACACUUUCAAGAAAAGAAAUUGUUAAUGUUAA